Messenger RNA from Miscanthus lutarioriparius, 456 nucleotides. Lineage: Eukaryota; Viridiplantae; Streptophyta; Magnoliopsida; Poales; Poaceae. The record is from the annotation of a GenBank genome assembly.
AUGGCGGCCUCCUCGUCCUCGAUCCUCCUGCUGCUCCUUGCCGCCACCUCUGUGGCCGGCGCGAGCGCCUCCACCUUCACCAUCAGGAACAACUGCGUCUUCACGGUGUGGCCAGCAGCCACCCCGGUGGGUGGGGGCCGGCGGCUGGACCCUGGGCAGACGUGGAGCCUGUUCGUCCCCGCCGGCACCAGCUCCGGCCGCGUGUGGGGCCGCACGGGCUGCUCCUUCAACGGCAACAGCGGGAGCUACCAGACGGGCGACUGCGCCGGCGCGCUCUCCUGCACGCUCUCCGGGAAGCCUCCCAUGACGCUGGCCGAGUUCACGCUCGGCGGCAGCCAGGACUUCUACUACAUCUCGGUGAUCGACAGCUACAACCUCGCCAUGCGAUUCUCCUGCAGCACCGGCGCGACCCUCAACUGUCGGAGGCCUGUUUGGCCGAGGUUGUUUUUGCCUUGA